This is a messenger RNA of Meloidogyne enterolobii, 319 nucleotides long. NCBI's taxonomy places the organism in Eukaryota, Metazoa, Nematoda, Chromadorea, Rhabditida, Meloidogynidae. The record is from the annotation of a GenBank genome assembly.
UUUUGUCAGCGAAAUGUUACGUUUUGCAAAUAAUAAUUCAGAAAAAUUUUUUAUGAUUGAAUUUUCAAGUUUGGGAUUUAUUGGUAGAAUGUUUCAUAAUAAUUAUGAUUUGUUACAAAUGGCUCAUUUUAUUUUAUUAUUGUAUACUUCAUUACCUGUUGAUUGGAUUUUACAAAAUGUAAUUAGUUCAAAAUUUUGUCCGAUAGAUGAGGGUUGGCCAAAUUGUUAUAAAAAGGUAAUUGUUAAAAACAAUAUUAUUAACUUAUUUUACAAACUAGAAAAAAAGUUUUGUUCGAACAAGUUUUCAAACAAAUUUUAA